Messenger RNA from Cotesia congregata, 855 nucleotides. The record is from the annotation of a GenBank genome assembly. Lineage: Eukaryota; Metazoa; Arthropoda; Insecta; Hymenoptera; Braconidae.
AAUUCUUUCAGCCAUAAACAAGAGUCAACAGAUGUUACCAUUGUCGAUUUCGAUGGAGCUAUAUUCCAUGUUUCUAAUCCAAAUGGUGAAAAGACAAAACUCAGGAUUAGCAUCCUACUUAAGUUUUACGAGCAAUUACGAGAACAUGAUGUGGAUGAACUACUUAAAAAAGAAUAUGGGUCUCAUCUCGUAGAUACAGAGGCUGGGUAUGAUGUUUCAGUGCAAAUUGAUUUAAAGAAUUUACCUGAAAAUUGGGAGGUAAUUAUCAAAAAAAUUGGGCUACUCAAACGACAUUGCUUUGCCAGUAUUUUUGAAAAGUAUUUUGAUUUUCAAGAACAAUAUGAUUCGUUAGAUAAGCAACUUCCAAAAAAAGCUGUUAUACACUAUCGUGAUCAGGAAACGAUAUAUAUUGAAGCUAAAAGUGAUCGUGUCACAGUAGUUUUUAGCACAAUAUUUAAAGACGAGGAUGAUAUGGUAAUUGGAAAAAUGUUUUUACAAGAACUUAAAGAAGGCAGAAGAGCGAGCCAUACAGCUCCUCAAGUGCUUUUUAGCCAUCGAGAACCGCCUUUGGAACUUCAAGAAUGUAAUGCUGCUGUUGGUGAUAGUAUCGGAUAUAUAACAUUUGUUUUAUUUCCACGGCACACAAAUGGUGAAGCUAGGGCUAAUACGAUUGAUUUAAUUCAUAUGUUUCGGAAUUAUCUCCAUUAUCAUAUAAAAUGCAGUAAAGUUUAUAUUCAUUCGAGAAUGCGAACAAAAACUUCUGAUUUUCUUAAAGUUUUAAAUCGCGCUCGAUCACAAUCAAAAAAUACGGAAAAGAAAACAAUAACAGGUCGAACUUUUGUCAGAAAAGAAUAA